GUCAGCACGUCAGGGUGCCAAAGCGCAGUCAAGACUUGAAGGGCUUUUGGGGUUCUCAUAGCUAUGGCUUCAAGGGCACUGUGGGCUUCAAGGGCUGCUUCAUACCUUAGGAUCUCUGUGUUCCACAGAGGGUUUUCCACAGUUCUAAAGGAUCUGAAAUAUUCUGACUCUCAUGAGUGGGUCAAGGUUGACGGCAACUCUGCUACAAUUGGUAUAACUGAUCAUGCUCAAGAUCAUCUAGGGGAUGUAGUGUAUGUGGAAUUACCUGAAGUGGGAGCGUCUGUAACCCAAGGGGACAGCUUUGGUGCUGUUGAAAGUGUCAAGGCUACUAGCGAUGUUAAUUCCCCCGUUUCAGGAAAAGUUGUUGAAGUUAAUGAAGAACUCAACAAUUCCCCUAUCUUGGUUAACUCAAGUCCAUAUGAAAAAGGGUGGAUAAUAAAGGUUGAGGUGAAGGACACUGAGGAGCUAAAUAACUUGAUGGACCCGGAAGGAUACACAAAAUUCUGUGAUAAAGAAGAUGGAAAUCACUGACUCUAGCCUAGGACGCCGACAAUGGCAUUUGUAUUUUUUAUGCUUUUUUUUUUCUCUCUAAUCUUGGUACUUUCAUGUCUUUCUACUUGUUUAUGAGUGAUGAAUUUGGUGGAAUAUUUUCAUUCAAUAUUAAAGAAUAAUUAUUUCU
Molecule: messenger RNA, 679 nt
Organism: Rubroshorea leprosula
Lineage: Eukaryota; Viridiplantae; Streptophyta; Magnoliopsida; Malvales; Dipterocarpaceae
Source: the annotation of a GenBank genome assembly